Molecule: messenger RNA, 3256 nt
Organism: Camponotus floridanus (Florida carpenter ant)
Lineage: Eukaryota; Metazoa; Arthropoda; Insecta; Hymenoptera; Formicidae
Product: zinc finger CCCH domain-containing protein 13
Exons: 8
Coding region: 732-2453 (573 amino acids)
Source: RefSeq, a predicted model, not a curated record
CGGUUAGAAGUCGCUUUUAGAAGCCUCUCUCUUUCUCUUUGCUAGCGUGUUACCGUCGCGGUUGAUCUCGAGUCGAUCUUUAAGAAGGUGUGGCGAUCAGACAGAGAGCGGAGGUAGGAGAAGAGCUUAGGAGAGAAAGGGCAGAAGAUCGAGAGAUGUCAGGGACCUUCGGAACACAAACGUGAGAGGCCGCCAUAAAAUCGGACAUAAAAGUCCCAUCAAAUCCCCCCCAUCAUCAUUCCCCCUUUCUCUCCCUUGUUUUACUUUUCUUUUUUUUUCGUUUACACUCGAUAUCUUCCAUAUCUCGUGGAAUUCGGCAUAUAUUCUAUAUGCUGAAAUAAUUUUCGAUACGUCCUCGUCGCGCAACAAGUAGGCGAGCUGAGCCGAGGGACCUCGGAGAAGGCCGAUUUCGUCUCGCGAGCCGAGGGACCCGCUGGUCCCCAUUCCAUUCCAUUCUGUUCCGUUCCCCUCGUUCAGAUCGACGAGCGUCGCUCGACAGAACGGAGCGGCCUUACGGCCUGUGCGUGGAAAAGUGGUUAGACUCCCGCAGCUGUCAGACGAGGCUGCGAGUUACAGGUGUGCAUAUCGUGUUCGUGCAGUCGUGUGUACAUGACGUGUGCGGGACAAGCGUGUUUCGUGCGAGAGACCCCUGACUUUGCGAAUUGUCUUCAGGAUAGCUACAAAACGCGAGACGAGGACCGCCGACAUAUAUACAGUGAACAUAGUGAGUGAUGGCCCUACGCCUGAGAGGUAGCAAGGAUGUCAAGAAGAGCUUCUAUUACGUCUGGUACCUUGGCGCGAGGGAGGCUAAGGGGGUGGACGCGAUGCCCGUUGCCAUAGCUUACCUGUUGGAGCGGGAACGACUUCAAGAACCUUUCAAGGUCACACUGCAGGUGAGCAACAAAGGUCUGAAGAUCAUACAAACGGUUCACCCGGGUGGCUCGACGAGAUCGGCGGUGAAACACUUGGUACCAGGUCACGCGGUUCUGGCAGCCGUGCAACGGGAGGACGUCGUAGCCGCGACUCUGCUUCUGCCAAAUCCCGCGACGAACAAUCCUGUGCACGUACACGCAUACAGAUGUGACUCAGUCGAAACCGCCGAAUUGUUGGGUGGCCAGUUGAAAGCGUUGGCGUCACACACCGACAAUUUGGCCAGGGUCACGGCGAGCGAAGGCAGAAUCCGCAGCAAUCUAGGCAGCGACGGUCGGAGUACCAGAGAGUCCGAGUCUUCUGAAGGCAGCGGUGAGCUCAGACACGAUCCGGUCCAAACCACGACCAUUUACGAGUCUCUGGCCGCCGAGUUGCGGGCGAAAUUAGGCAGAGGUAAUUCCGACGACAAUGACGUAGGCCCGAUAUUACUGCCGCCGCGCGACUAUGACACCGUGCACAGACACCGUGGCAACUUGGCCGGUAUCGAGUUUAGACGUUGCUUAAAUCAGACUAUCGUGGGUGGUAGCACGGCCAUUGACAGGGGUGGCACGAGGAGCGCAGCCAGCAGCGGCAUAGGAUCCGAUAGCGCGGCAACACCACCGCCUUAUCAGACGCAUCAUCCCCUCGGUCAGAGACCGUCCAGACCGUCCAGAGAUUCCUCUUCCGAUGACGAUUGGGGUGCACUAAACGAAGAGAAUGAUUAUCUGCCAGAAGAGGAAACAGCUGCAUCGAGUCUGACAUUGCCGCGAUUGCCGCGAAGCCCCGAAAGGGUAUCUAAUCAAGCAAAUAGAGGAGUUUCACCGAGCUGCAACAGAAAUCGACGAGCGGCGGAGUUUAGACAGCGAUCGCCGAGUCCUCAAUAUCAGCCGAGGGUCAAUCCCGGCGAGGUGACCAGUCCUAGAGAAAGGUUCCAAGAUGCCAAGGAAAUGUUUAGGGCUAUGGAGAGGGAGGCCAUCGCCAGACCUGUUUUCUCUAAACAGAGAGACAACGAUCAUCAUCCUGUGCACAGGGUCGAAUCGGCGAGACAAGUUCACGAGGAUCGAUCCAGUCGCCAAUAUCCGAUGAGCAUGCACUCCACGUCUUCACAUGAUCAUGUGAUGAGACGAAAUCAGCCGGACGCGCUGGAUCGUGAAAAUGGCGUGUCUUAUAAGGGAAGACCGCGACCCAGGACUCAUCAUUACGCGAUCGAACGUUCAUCCGAACCGGAAAUUUCGAGGCCACGACCGAGAAGCUUUUACGAGAAUCCAGCGAUUGGCAGAGAUUUCAGAGAUCAAAGGAAUCCCGUCGACCAGAGAGAGCAGGUGAGAGAAUUUCGAGAACGUAUGCAGCACUCACAAGAAUUGCGUGACAAAUUGCGAACGAGAAGCACGAAUCUCUAUCGGGAGAUAUCGGAGCACGAAAGAUACCCCGGACUCGACCGUGAAAGUGCCAGACCGGCGGAGAUGAUUCCGACACCUGGAAGAUAUCGUCACAGCUAUGCCGAACCGCCGAGACUCGGUCUGGCCGCGCUGCAUCCCUACUGAUGCAUUAAUUUUUGUUAAUUGAUGAAUUAUUUAAUUAUUCGAUACGUCGCGUUAUAUCAUACUGUUCGUGUACUGUGCCUUGAUCGUUCAGUGUGCUCGUGGUUAUAACAAUUUAUCCUGCCACAUAGAAUAAGCAAAGAGAAAGAAGGAUGCAAAAGAGAAAGAAGAUAUUUUCUAUUUUUCAUUUUUUUUAUAAGCAACCAAACAACAGGGAAAAUUUUCAAUUAAUAUUAAUAUUAAUAUUCAUAUCAUUCGUCAGUCGCUCAUAUAAUUAAAGACUGCAAAAAUGAAUAAUUUAAUGAUGUAAUUCGUUGUUGGUAAACUAAAUAUUACUGUUAAUAUUACGUACUUAAUAAACUUGAUAUAAUAAUUUUAAAUUAUAAAAUUAAUUGAAGACGUGCAUCUCUUUAUAACGAUUUGAUUAUGUCACUGAACAGUCAAUGCGAAUUCAAAAUUAUAUAUGUAUAUAUGUAACGAGAGUAAAAGAAGCUUGUAUAUGUAUCACAUUUUUUGAUGAAUUCAAUUAUGAUUUUGUGUAUCGUUGUUAUCGAGUACGAACAGAAGAUCUCGUUAACAAGAUGGUUUUAAUUAAUAGCGAAAUGCAACACAAUCCUGACAUACGUGCUAUCUUGUUAUACGUCAGAUGCCACACUAACAAUAUAAUAAUAAUCGUAACAACAUAAUGAUAUCGAUAAUAACAGUACCAAUAAUAAUUAUAAUAACAAUUUCUUGUAUUACUUAUUUCUUCCUUUGAUUGAUCGAAGUUAUCAAACAUUACAAGCACAUAAUUGUGAGAAAUAAAU